This is a messenger RNA of Xylona heveae TC161, 1235 nucleotides long. RefSeq lists its product as hypothetical. The record is from RefSeq and is a predicted model, not a curated record. Bases 106 to 1053 code for a protein of 315 amino acids. NCBI's taxonomy places the organism in Eukaryota, Fungi, Ascomycota, Xylonomycetes, Xylonales, Xylonaceae. The transcript has a single exon.
UAUUAUUCUUCCUCUCUCUCGAUGACAAUAACACAAGUCUCAUUCUAGAUCUAUAUGCCCUAGACUUCUGCUUUUACUAGACUAGACUAGAAGCGCACUCAUCAAAUGCACAGAUUAUGGACCCCCUCUCUCUUGCGACCAGACUUCACCUGGCCCUGCCCGAUGCAGUCAACAAUACGCAAAUCAACUCCCCCAGUACCAUCUAUCCCCGGGAGAACUAGACGAAGGCUCUGGGGCCUAUUCCACAAACUGCUCUAUCGUUUCUCAGAAUGGUACUGUUCCUGGUUCGACGUGUAUUUUGAUCCGCAUAUUGUGCAAUUACCCUUUGGUCUGGUCAUGAAGUGGACAGACCGCACAAGCAUCGAGGAGUGCGCUGCCAUGCAAAUGGCUCGAGCGGCUGGGAUGCCUGUUCCCAAAGUGUUGGCCUGUGGAGAACACCCAAACGAUCCAUACAAUCGUUUCGUUUCAAUUUUGAUGACCAGGUUGCCUGGUAUUUCGCUUGAGAACUCGUAUAGCUCUUUGGAUGUGGACUCCGAAGAACCAUGGCUUUUUGAACUGAAGCAAUGCGUUGAAGCUAUGCGUUUGUGGUGCCCACCUGAUCCUUCACGUAUAAGCUCGGUCAUUGGCACCGCUUUACGAAGUUCUCGGGUGCCUAACCACAUCAUGGGCCCGUUUGCAAAUGAAGAAGAGUUUCACGAUUUUCUUUUAAGUCCCGCUUCUAGAAACGGAUUCAAGUCGACUGAGGAAUAUGAGAAAACACUGGAGCAUGCAAACGAAAUCCGCAAGUUACCCCAUCGAAUUACUUUUACGCAUGGUGAUCUCAAGGCGCAUAAUAUCCUAGCCGGAGAUGAUGGCCAUUUGAGCGGUUUUCUCGACUGGGAGUCUGGUGGUUGGUACCCCGAGUACUGGGACUUUACAACUGCAAUGAGAUUUGGCCGGAACAGCUGGUGGUAUCAGUUGGCUUCAUGGAUGGGAGGAGAUCAAUACAACAAGGAAUUGGCAUGUGACAUUGCGCUGAACCGAUUGACCGUUGACUCUUAUAUAGCUUUCUGAAGAGUAGAUCAGUCUCAGCGGGAUCUGAGUCUUUUCUACCAUAUUUUUUCGUCAAUUUCACACUUGGCCAACUUCAAGCACAUUUCAUUCUGAUCCUCAUCGUUUGCGGCAGUUCUUCUCUUUCGCCAAAGAGUUUAUAUUGCUAAGAAAACAUUCUCCAUUUCAAGAUAUCUAGGAAAGUG